GAUGGCGAAGGACGCGAGCACACCGACACCAUGCACUACUGAAGGGACGGGGGCCAUAACAUUUCAAAAAAAAUACAAAACUUUAUAAAACCGAAAAAGGAAAGAAAAAAAAUCAGAAAAGAACGCAAAGAAAAUUAAUCAAGAUAACAACAGAACUUUUCCAAUGAGAGCAAUUCUGUGUACACUGCUCCGCUAUAUCAGAUAGAUGAUUUGUCCACACGCUUGCACGUAUAAUGAACGCCCAGCUGUCGAUGGAGAACAUUGGCGAUCUGCACGGAGUGAGCCAUGAACCGGUCCUAAGCGCGGCGGAUUUCAUGACCGGAGACAGGAGCCAUCGGAGCAGUCUGUCAGCCCAUGCGCGCUCCAUGGGCAUGGCAUCAAUCCUGGACAGCGGCGACUAUCAUCACCACCGGCCCCCGGAGCACCCCGGGCUCGCCACGCACCUGCACCCGGCCAUGAGCAUGGCGUGCGACGCUCCCCCCGGGAUGAGCAUGAGCAGCUCUUACACCACCCUCACCCCGCUGCAGCCCUUACCGCCCAUCUCCACCGUCUCCGACAAAUUCCCGCACCACCAUCAUCACCACCACCACCAUCAUCACCCGCACCAAAGGAUCCCGGGGAACGUCAGCGGGAGCUUCACCUUGAUGAGGGACGAUAGGGGUCUGGCCCCGAUUAACAACCUCUACUCUCCCUACCACAAGGAUGUGGCCAGCAUGGGACAGAGCCUAUCGCCGCUGUCUGGAUCCGGACUGAGCGGCAUUCACAACUCCCAGCAGGGGCUGCCGCCCUACGCGCACCCCGGAGCCACCAUGCCCGCCGAGAAGAUGCUCACACCCAACGGAUUCGAGGCACACCACCCCGCGAUGUUGGCUCGAUGCGGGGAGCAGCACAUGAGCGCUUCUUCGGCGAGCAUGGUGCAGAUCAACGGCAUCCACCAUCAUCCGCACACCCAUCUCAACGUCCAGGGCCACGGGCAGGUGCUGGGCUCCACUCGGGAGCAGAACCACUCAUCCGCGCCCGGAUCGCAGCUCAACAACGGCAGCAGUUCGGGACAGAUGGAAGAGGUCAAUACCAAAGAAGUGGCACAGAGGAUCACCACGGAACUGAAAAGAUACAGCAUCCCGCAGGCUAUCUUCGCCCAGAGGGUACUGUGCCGCUCGCAAGGGACGCUUUCGGACCUGCUCCGGAACCCUAAGCCCUGGAGCAAACUUAAGUCUGGCCGGGAAACCUUCCGCAGGAUGUGGAAAUGGUUGCAGGAGCCUGAGUUCCAGAGAAUGUCCGCGCUCAGGCUCGCAGGUGAGAGAACAAUAGCAUGCAAGAGAAAGGAGCAGGAGCAUGGUAAAAGCGAGCGAGGGAGCAUCUCCAAGAAGUCCCGGCUGGUCUUCACUGAUGUCCAGCGUCGGACUUUACAUGCAAUAUUCAAAGAGAACAAGCGCCCAUCCAAAGAGUUACAAAUCACCAUCUCUCAGCAGCUGGGCCUGGAGCUCACCACCGUCAGCAAUUUCUUCAUGAACGCGCGUCGACGGAGCCUCGAUAAGUGGCUGGAUGACUGCAGCUCCAACUCGGCCAACUCCUCCUCCUCCAGCACUUGUACCAAAGCAUGAUGGAGUAGUGGCUGCAUUAUGGGAAAAAAAGGAAAAAAAAACUUCGGUGGAAAAGCUUUAAACAAAGAAAACGAGACAAUUUUAGACAGCGUUUGCCCUUAAAACUUGUACAGUACCGAUAUUUAUAAUAUCCAAAGAAAAACACCAAAGACUGCUUUGACGCCUAUUUAGGACUUUCUUCGUUCAUGUCAGACAUUCUGCAAAAAAAAAAAAAA
Messenger RNA from Sinocyclocheilus anshuiensis, 1819 nucleotides. Its product is annotated as hepatocyte nuclear factor 6-like. Gene Ontology annotation, cellular component: nucleus. Gene Ontology annotation, molecular function: DNA-binding transcription factor activity, RNA polymerase II-specific; RNA polymerase II cis-regulatory region sequence-specific DNA binding. The record is from RefSeq and is a predicted model, not a curated record. Bases 234 to 1604 code for a protein of 456 amino acids. Lineage: Eukaryota; Metazoa; Chordata; Actinopteri; Cypriniformes; Cyprinidae. Gene Ontology annotation, biological process: regulation of transcription by RNA polymerase II. The transcript is spliced from 3 exons.